CUCGUGUUUUUGCAUGUUUAAUAGAAGAAGUGUGUGUGUUAUUUAAUGUUAAUCUACAACAACAGCAUAACAAUCGUUUAGUACGUAGUUAUUUCCCGAUGUAAACUGCUUUAGCUCAGCUCGCUAUUUGGAUCUUUUAUUACUCUCAUUCACAUUGAUUAUGCAAAAACUCUGGACAUACAGCACUUUCACUAUGAGAAUUUGAGUAAAUUCUAACUUAUGUGACAUAAUACUGGUUGCAAAAAUACUUCUGUGCAUGUUGUAUUUGCUUAUAGUUUAUUUUCUUUCAAAGGACUGAAAACAAUAAUUCAGUUUAUAUUUCUGCAAGAAUUCUGAAGAUGUUAAUUAUUCAGAUGCCAAGAAAGUCUUCUGGAUGCCAUCUGACUCUGCAAAAAGCUAAAUCAUGUCUGUCAAAUAAACUCAUGUCUGAUGAGGUAUUUCUGUGUUAAGCAUUAUUUGCACAGAUUAAUUCCUUUAUAUAAUGACACACAAUCUGUUUACGGGGUUUUUUAGUGUGUAGGGGUUAGACAGAGAAAAGUACUGUCAUGCCUUUUGACCCACAUGGAACCACAGAGCUUUAUCUACACAAAUCCCAUUGCUGGUAAUGUUGUGCAACAAUAGAACUUUGCUCCAUUUUCCUAUGUGCAAUAAAAUCCUGUAGUUUGGUGGUUAAAGAUGAGGGCUGCUGACUAAAGGGUUAUGUGUUCAAAUCCUCAAAGGGAUGAGCCAUGAUCCACUACCAUUGUGCACUUGUGGAAGACACAUAACUUCAUGGUGCUCCAGUGAGAUUGUCCUAUUUUGGAUGAAAAAAGGUUAUGUGCUUUAUUCCAGGGCUCUGCACCAUGUACACAGAGCUGGCAGUGGCGUUGGGGCUCGGGGCAUUGGUUGCUCUAGUGAUCCUGAAGAAGAAAAGUAUCCUGAAAGCACAGGAUGGGUGGUGGGGUGUGGGGGCUCAUCCCCAAGGACCAGAGGAUGACAGCAUUCGCCCUUUUAAAAUUGAGGCAACUCCAGAGGAGAUUGAGGAUCUUCAUCGAAGGCUAGAUCAGACGCGCUCCUUUCCUUCUCUUGAAGACAGUCAGUUUCACUAUGGCUUCAACUCCAAAUACCUAGAGAAGGUUGUGGCUUACUGGAGGAAUGAUUUUAAUUGGCAAAAACAAGUGGACAAACUGAACAGAUAUCCUCAUUUCAAAACCAAAAUUGAAGGUAUUGAUAUCCACUAUUUCCACGUGAAACCCAAGAACCUGUCUGAGGGAACCCGUGUUGUGCCUCUGAUGAUGGUACAUGGAUGGCCAGGUUCUUUCUACGAGUUUUAUGGGAUUGUUCCCAUGCUUACGGAACCAGCCAGCCCUGAUGAUGUAACGUUCGAAGUCAUUUGUCCCUCCAUUCCUGGCUAUGGCUUCUCAGAGGCCCCACAUAAGAAAGGUUUUGACUCCGUAUGUGCUGCACACAUUUUCAAUAAACUGAUGAAGCGACUUGGUUUCAGCCAGUACUAUGUUCAGGGAGGAGACUGGGGGUCGCUUAUUACCACUAAUAUGGCCCAACUGGAGCCCAACAUAGUGAAAGGCCUCCAUGUUAAUUUUGCACCCCCCGCGAAACCAAGCCUUCUCAUGGUGUCGUCUAUUCUUCUGGGUCGAUGGUUCCCCAAACUCUUCGGUUUUACUGAUCAUGAUGUGAAACGCCUUUUCCCCUGUAUGGAGAAAGUUGUGUUGGAUGCAGUAAAGGAGUCAGGAUACAUGCACAUACAAUCCACUAAACCAGACACCGUGGGUCGUGGAUUGAAUGAUUCUCCUGUUGGUUUGGCUGCUUACAUUUUGGAGAAGUUUUCAACGUGGACUGAUCCUGAAUUUAAGAACCUGGAGGAUGGUGGACUGGAGAGGAAGUUUUCACUUGACGAUCUUCUGACAAAUGUGAUGAUCUACUGGACCUCUAGGUCCAUUAUAUCCUCCAUGCGCUUCUACAAAGAGAACUUUGGCAAAGGCCUCAACCAGCCCCAUGCAAAGCUCCCAGUUUACAUUCCAUCGGGUGUUGCCUCUUUCCCCAAUGAAGUGUUGCACACCCCUAAACUGUGGGUUAAACAGAAAUGCCAUCAGCUCAAGACUUACACUCCUAUGGCUCACGGGGGUCAUUUUGCUGCAAUGGAGGAGCCACAGUUACUGGCAGAAGAUAUUCAGAACUUUGUCAAGAUUGUGGAGAAAAUAAAGAAUAAAUGAUUAUGAAUAGCUUUUAUAUGUCCUUUUGCUCAUAUUAAUGGGACUCUCAUAAAUGCAUAUAACAGUGAUGACCAUGAAGUAAAAAGAAACAUUUUAUUAUUACAAUUGAAUCAGUUAUUACACUCAUUUUAAAGUAAUUGCAAAAUAUGAUGCUAGGAAAAUAAGAAAUACUAUCACAAUUGUAUGUGCCAUGUGCCUUAGUUUUACAGGAAUUGAAAUGAUUAUACUGUAUACACAGCCGCUUUUGAUAUAGACAUUUUAGUGUGAUAGUUUGUGGGUACCUUGAAGUGUUAUUUGUAGUGUUCUGAGAUUGUUUGUAUGGGAUCACAGUAGUGAAAAUAUAGUAA
Messenger RNA from Xyrauchen texanus (razorback sucker), 2557 nucleotides. RefSeq names its product epoxide hydrolase 1-like. Gene Ontology annotation, biological process: epoxide metabolic process. The record is from RefSeq and is a predicted model, not a curated record. Gene Ontology annotation, molecular function: epoxide hydrolase activity. Lineage: Eukaryota; Metazoa; Chordata; Actinopteri; Cypriniformes; Catostomidae.